CCAGAGUACUUAAGAUCCUUCCUUCUUUUGCACCGCCAUCAGCAUACUUGUAGCGUUGUUACUGCAUUUUCUAAGCGUGGAAAAAUAGUUAACUGAAAGUAACGUUAAUUUAUUCCUGAAAUCAUGGCACAAACAAUUAAGGGGCUCUGUAGAGUCAAUUUCUGUCUUGCAAAAAAUGUGUUCUUUAAAAAUAAUCCGUUUAAUGCUCGUGUUCGGUUUCUGUAUACGGACAGGGCUAUAGGUAUAACAGCAUACGAACAGGCAAGAAAAAUGUUCUUAACUCAAUUUUCGUCAGUAUCAGAAAUAUUCCGUGCUAAAAUGUUGGAAGUUUGUAAGACACCAAGCUCAACGAUUUUUACUGAAGAUAUGAAAGCAAUGGUGCAUUUAAUUAAUAACAAUGAAGAAGACAUACAAUUAGUAGAAGCAAUGCUGCAAAAAUACCGUGAAACCAACAGGGACAUGCAGUUUGGUACAUAUGUGUUUGGUCCAGUCGUAAUGAGAAUGUAUACAUAUUUACAAGAACCAAGGAGAGCUUAUGAGUCAUUUAAUAACCUUUUUGAAACAUCAUUCUAUAAACAAAUGACAACAGUUCAAGUUUUGCUUAAUCUCUUGUACAAGUAUGAAAUGUAUCAAGAAAUUAAAGUCGUAUAUGAAAAAAUUUCAAGUACAGAUUCUUGGAAAGGUAUGGCUAACCGUUGUAUGUUUGACCUGAUGGCUGGAUGUUAUAAAGAGAAUACCAAAGAAUCAUUAGAUUAUGGAGCUGCGAAGUGGAAGGAAUUGAUGCACCAGGGAAUUAAGCCAAGUGCUAGGGGUACUUCACUUUUAGCAUAUUUAGCGAUAAACCAAAAUUCUCCUGAAUUAGCUUUAGAAACACUGUGUGCGAUACAGAAUCAGAAGCUUGCCAGUGUUGUAAGUCUAAAGUGUCUUGCUUGCACAUAUUUGAAGAGAUAUGUCAAUUUAAUUACUCUGAUAAAACCCAUAGUGUUUAAUGAUCAGAUAGUAAUGAGGCGCAAUUUCUUUAAAGAAGUGCUAUUCAGAAUAGAACAGUUUAUUUUAUCUAAUCCGUCAGAAGGAUCUGAGGAUACAUUGAAGUUAAUAAAUGAUAUCAAAACAGCGGGCAAGAUUAUAGAAACUACAACUUUAGAGGAUGUUUUAUUAAGACCCUAUGAUACCGUACUACCAAGUGAUCAAUUUAAGAAUGAAUCAAUACAUAGAAACAAUCAUGAACAGAGAAAGCAUUACAAUGAAGUGGGGCAAUAUGCGCGUAGGAAGUUUUUGUAAUGUAUUAUGUAUUAAGACUUUUGUAACAGUUAUAUGUAUUAAAAUUAUAAUUAAUUA
Molecule: messenger RNA, 1338 nt
Organism: Nomia melanderi (Alkali bee)
Lineage: Eukaryota; Metazoa; Arthropoda; Insecta; Hymenoptera; Halictidae
Product: pentatricopeptide repeat-containing protein 2, mitochondrial
Biological process (GO): multicellular organism development; regulation of mRNA processing; mitochondrion organization
Cellular component (GO): mitochondrion
Molecular function (GO): RNA binding
Source: RefSeq, a predicted model, not a curated record